UGUUUAAAACAAAUUGUACAAGUCCUACAAAGUAACUCGCACUGGGAAGAAGACUACACGUGAAACAGGAAGACAACACACACAAUCCUUAACUUUUGAGCAAGUGGGGAAGUGCAAACGUUUGGGGCGGGAUUGAGCGAGCGUCAGCUCACCGCAGAUGGUCUUUGGUUGCCUGCGGGCUCUUACCCGGGCCGCCCGUGUCCUCGGGGUGGCAGCUGGCAUUUCCCGAGGGCGUGUCCGUAUCGCCAGGUACCAGGCGACUAAGACUGUGUCCUUCUCAGGGCGCUCUGGACCCGCAAGCUUAGAGAAGGAAGGCGCCCUCACUGUGCGGAGGAAGGGGCGGGCGCUGCGGCUUCUGCUCCAGGAAGCGGAGGCGCCCUGGGCGGUAGUGUUGCGCUGGGUCGCGAUGAGCUCGGCGCCGGGGCCCCACGGGGCUGUCCCUGCAGGUGAGGAACAAAACAUGACAGAAACAGAUGCCUUCUCUAGCAGUGAAAUACUUGAUCCAGCAGAAAAGUACAAAAUGGACCAUAAGAGGAGAGGAAUUGCUUUAAUCUUCAAUCACGAGAGGUUCUUCUGGCACUUAACACUGCCAGAAAGGCGGGGCACCAGUGCAGACAGAGACAAUCUUAAGCGCAGGUUUUUAGAUCUAGGAUUUGAAGUGAAAUGCUUUGAUGAUCUUAAAGCAGAAGAAUUACUGCUCACGAUUCAUGAGGCAUCAACCUCUAGCCAUGUCGAUGCCGAUUGCUUUUUGUGUGUCUUCCUGAGUCAUGGUGAAGGCAGUCACAUUUAUGCAUAUGACGCCAAAAUUGAAAUUCAGACAUUGACUGGCUUGUUCAAAGGAGACAAGUGUCAGAGCCUGGUUGGAAAACCCAAAAUAUUUAUCAUUCAGGCAUGUCGGGGGAACCAGCAUGAUGUGCCAGUCAUUCCUUUGGAUGUAGUGGAUCAUAAGACAGCCAGGCCGGAUGCCAAUGUCACCCAGGUGGAUGCGGCCUCAGUUUACACACUGCCUGCUGGAGCAGACUUCCUCAUGUGUUACUCUGUUGCAGAAGGUUAUUACUCUCAUCGGGAAACUGUGAACGGUUCAUGGUACAUUCAAGAUUUGUGUGAGAUGCUCAGGAAAUUCGGCUCAUCUUUGGAGUUCACAGAGCUCCUCACAUUGGUGAACAGGAAAGUUUCUCAGCGCCGAGUGGACUUUUGCAAAGACCGAAGUGCAAUUGGAAAGAAGCAGGUCCCUUGCUUUGCCUCCAUGCUAACUAAAAAGCUGUACUUCUCUCCAAAAUAUAAAUGAUAGGGCUGUUUUAUGUAUUUGUAUUCAAAAUGGAUUUCCCUUCUUUUUAUAUAAAUAUCAUUAGAUUGAAGCUUAUGGUACAGCAAUUUAAAAUGUUUUAAGGUUUAAUGAGAACUUUUAAGUAAAUAGUUCAUAUUGGACAUAGUGAAGGGGAUUUGAUAUAUGUAGAAAUUAAAUCCUCAGGGAAUAUCUAUAAAAAUCCACAAACAUUUGUAGUAGUUGAUUUUUAUAAUUUGUAAGGUUACUCAAAAUAUCUGGCUGAUUUAAUUUGUAUUUUGUGAAUUUUUUAAAUAAAAGUUUAUAAUGUUUUUAAGGUUUUUGAAACUCAAGAAUUAUUAAAUUGGUGCAAACGUAAUUGCAGUUUUUGCAAUUAUUUUUAACCUUUUA
Molecule: messenger RNA, 1675 nt
Organism: Rhinolophus ferrumequinum (greater horseshoe bat)
Lineage: Eukaryota; Metazoa; Chordata; Mammalia; Chiroptera; Rhinolophidae
Gene: CASP6
Product: caspase 6
Exons: 7
Coding region: 158-1288 (376 amino acids)
Biological process (GO): apoptotic process; proteolysis
Cellular component (GO): cytoplasm
Source: RefSeq, a predicted model, not a curated record